Molecule: messenger RNA, 924 nt
Organism: Colletotrichum truncatum
Lineage: Eukaryota; Fungi; Ascomycota; Sordariomycetes; Glomerellales; Glomerellaceae
Product: pectate lyase
Biological process (GO): pectin catabolic process
Cellular component (GO): extracellular region
Molecular function (GO): pectate lyase activity
Source: RefSeq, a predicted model, not a curated record
AUGAAGUUCACCGCUGCCUCCAUCGUCUCUCUUCUGCCAGUGCUGGCUCAGUCUGCUGCCAUUGAGAGACGUCAAUCAGGAGACGGACCUGGUGGUUCGGCCGACAACACCCAAGGUGAUCUUGGGGAGAGGCCACCUCCUCGCUUCCCAUUCCCCAUCACCAAGUUCCCUGUCGCGAAUGAAACCGUUGUCCUCGAGCAGGCAAUGUACAUUCUACCCGGACAGAUCUUCGACGGAGGCAUGAAGCGCUACGAGCGUGUCGAGGGUAGCUGCAACGAGCAAGCUGAGGGUACCGAUGCGGACGCUGUUUUCAACCUCCUCCCCGGCUCGACCAUCCGAAAUGUCAUCAUUGGAAAACACCAGGCCGAGGGCAUCCACGCCCUGGGUGACGCCUGGGUCGAGAACGUCUGGUGGGAGGAUGUCUGCGAGGACGCUCUUACCUCCAAGGGCCUCAACACCCAACUGCGAGUUAUUGGUGGAGGUGCUCUCAAUGCUACCGACAAGAUUUUCCAAGAUAACUCCCUUGGUGGCAAGUACAACAUCACUGGCUUCUACGCCGAGAACUUCGGAACCUUUUACCAGAGCUGCGGAAACUGUUUGAACCAAGCGAAGCGAAACGCAACCAUUCAGAACGUGGUGGCCGUAAACGGCAACAGAAUGGGCAUCAUCAACCCCAACUAUGGAGACGAAUUCCGCCUCAAGAACGCCCAGCUCAAAGACCUCAAGGUCAUUGUGGACAAGGAGAUUGCCAACAACGUCCAGACCGUUCCUUACACCGUUGGAACCGGCGCUGACGGAAAGUAUGCCAUCUACAACGAGACCAGAGAUGCCAUCACGGAGUUCGGCGGCGAGGUUUUGAACGCAUACACACCCGAAGACCCUUACGAGUGGCUCGAGGCCUACUGGCCUGACGGAUUCAACUGA